Zea mays is the source of this 2042-nucleotide messenger RNA. RefSeq lists its product as uncharacterized. Bases 72 to 1736 code for a protein of 554 amino acids. The record is from RefSeq and is a predicted model, not a curated record. The transcript has 5 exons. Gene Ontology annotation, biological process: regulation of DNA-templated transcription. Gene Ontology annotation, molecular function: DNA-binding transcription factor activity; sequence-specific DNA binding. Lineage: Eukaryota; Viridiplantae; Streptophyta; Magnoliopsida; Poales; Poaceae.
CUGGACGCCCGUCCGGCUCUGCUCCAUUCCCUUCGUCUCCCUCCAGCAGCCUCCGGCCAUCGCCCUCUGCGAUGACCUCCACGACGCCGGGGACCUUCGGAACGCUGGCUAACUCCGGACCGGUCGCGCUCUCGUUCCCGACGACCACCUCCUUCGCAAGCUUCCUAGGCGGCGGUUCGAGUCCUAGCCGAAUAAUGGACAGCGGGGGAGGAGUCGGGCUGUCCAAGUUCAAGGCCAUGACCCCGCCUUCCCUCCCGCUGUCGUCGUCGUGCCCGCCGCCGCCGCAGUCGUACCUCCACGCGUUCUCCGGCCUCCUCGACUCGCCCAUCCUCUUGACUCCCAGCCUAUUCCCGUCGCCGACGACGGGCGCGAUCCCGUCGGAGCCCUUCAACUGGAUGGGGACGGCGGAGAACGACCUAAGCGGCAGCGGCGUAGAGGCUGAGCAGCGCCAGCAGUACACCGACUUUGCGUUCCAGACGGCGGCGGCGGCGACGUCCACGAUUAUUACCGGUGCGGCGCACACGGCGUCCUUCCCGCAGUCGUCUGUGCUGAUGCCCCCAUCGGGACGAGUAGGAGACUCGUACAGCGGCGAGAUGCUGCAGCAGCAGCCGUGGACCUACCAGGAACCGACGGCGCAAUUCGAGGCGCCGGCGGCGCAGGCUGGCAACAUGUUCGGCACCGGCGGCGGCUACGGCGCGGCUCCCGGCUUCCGCGAGCAGAGGCAGAGCCACCGCCCGUCGUCGGACGACGGGUACAACUGGCGCAAGUACGGGCAGAAGCAGAUGAAGGGGAGCGAGAACCCGCGCAGCUACUACAAGUGCAGCUUCCCGGGCUGCCCCACCAAGAAGAAGGUGGAGCAGUCGCCGGACGGCCAGGUCACGGAGAUCGUGUACAAGGGCACGCACAACCACCCGAAGCCGCAGAGUACGCGCCGGGGCGCCAGCUCGGCGCCGGCGUCGUACGUGGUGCAGAGCGCCAGCGACGCGGUGAUGCCCGAGCAUUCCUGGGGCGCGCUGUCCGGAACACCCGUGGUGACGCCGGAGAACUCGUCCGGGUCCUUCGGCGGCGACGGCGACGAGGUCAACGGCAUGAGCUCGCGGCUGGGCGGUAGCUUCGGCGCCGACGAUCUCGACGACGAUGAACCCGACUCCAAGAGAUGGAGGAAAGACGGUGGCGACGCCGACGCAGCAGGGUGCUCGGUGUCGGUGGCCAGCAACAACCGGACGGUGCGGGAGCCGAGGGUUGUCGUGCAGACGAUGAGCGACAUCGACGUCCUGGACGACGGCUACCGGUGGCGCAAGUACGGGCAGAAGGUCGUCAAGGGCAACCCGAACCCGAGGAGCUACUACAAGUGCACGGGGGCAGGGUGUCUGGUGAGGAAGCACGUGGAGCGCGCGUGCCACGACACGUGCGCGGUGGUCACCACGUACGAGGGCAAGCACAACCACGACGUGCCCCCGGCGCGCGGCAGCGCCUCGCUCUACCGCGCCGCGCUGGCGGCGCAGAUGCCGCCACAGCAGGCCGCGAGCUACCAGGGCGCGCCGAUGCCGGCCGCGGAGAGAGGCAGCUUCGCCUUGUCCGGGUUCGGCGACCCGGUGGGCACGGCGUACUCUUAUUACACGAACCACCACCAGGAGCAGGAGCAGCAGCAGCAGCAGCCGAACCAGGCGAUGCGCUACGCCAAGGACGAGCCACAAGACUGCAUGUCGUUUUUCGAGCAGCAACUCCUGUUCUGACCAGAUGAAACGCUGCCACAUCGAUUGUGGCAAGACAUGCUCGCACUUGUGAAUUGUGAUUCUUUUUUUUUUACUCGACACACUAUGUACACUAUCUGUAGUGAUUUGUUUGGAGGCUCCAACUUUGCAGGCAUCUGCAGAGUGGGAUUGCCUUCUGUAAGAUGUAGGACACAUCAUUUCCGUAGCCUCCUAGGGAGCAAAGGUCAGGGCAAAUGAUUUUUCAGCAGUUUGACUGCUUUUUUUUUGUCAAAAAGGAAAUCGUUGUAAGUGCGCAGAUCUUAAAAGAAAAGGUAUUCAGUUCACGUA